UAGAAUCCAUAGAGCGCUAGAAUGUGGGGGUUCAUAUGGACGUUAGCUUUGGUUACGACUCUCGUCACAGGGAAGAGCAGCUCCGGGUCGUCCGAGUACCCGACCAAAUCGGGGAUAAAGACAUGGGUAGACCCCGAUACUCCCCGUGAUCGCCAAGUAUACACGAGUUCUCGAGGCCGACAAUGGCAACUGGUCAUGAGCGACGAGUUCAACGUGGCCAACCGCAGCUUUCGACCAGGCGACGACCACAUGUGGACGUCACUUGAUAAACCGGACGGUGUCAAUGGAGCUCUCGAGAUCUACGCACACAACAUGACCAGCACCAAGUGCGACGACGAUGGGACUUGCUACUUUUACAUCGAAGUGGACACGGACAACUAUACCAUUUCUGUAUACAACAUGUAUACGCACCCGCCAGGAUACAUGAACUCGACGUUCUACUAUCGAGCUGCCAUGGUGCAGUCCUGGAACAAAUUCUGUUUCCAAGGAGGCAUGCUAGAGGUGCGAGCUCAGCUACCCGGAGCCGUGUCAACCGCUUCAGGCAACCCCGACCUGGCACUGGGCAAGAAUGGACAAGUGACUGAGACUUCGUAUUACCCGACUUGGCCCGGUAUCUGGAUGAUGGGGAACCUCGGUCGAGCCAUCUUCUCAGGAUCCACCAACCGCAUGUGGCCCUUCUCAUACGAUCGAUGCGAACCCGAGAUCUUCGACCCAAGUAACCAACGAAUCAGCGCUUGUGACGAUGAUCCUGGCUACGGAAUGAACCCGAACCAAGGGCGAGGAGCCCCAGAGAUCGAUCUCCUCGAAGGUGGCGGCUUGGCCAUCUCGUCAUCACUGCAGAUCGCCCCAGGAAUGCCCACGGACUUUCGUCUCUUCCCAGCCGACGCCAAAGGAGUCGAUGCGACCAAUCCGUACUGCGUGUACGCGUACAACUGCAAGACCGACGGAGCAAAUUUGAUCGACGUUCCAACGGACUUUUACGAGCAAGAGCGAGGCCACAAAUCCUGGUACCAAGGUCUCCGAUACGCGGCAAACAACAAUUGCGCCAAGAAGAAAGCCAACGUGCAGAAUUUCGCCACAGUCAACGCGUCUGUCGCUCGUGGGAUUUCUGAAAACUCGUGCACUACCACGACGUGUCCUGCCUCCCUUGAUGUGAACGGAGACUUGGAUUUUAUUGACGGAACCGGUAAAAACUACUGGGGGAUCAACUCGAACGGCACGUGCUUCCCCAUCAUGAACUCGUACAUGGGCGCGUAUCUGUGCGAUCCCGACAACACCAACGCCAGGUGCACCAGUCCUCGGAACUCCACCACGCCAAAGUCGAACGCGAUGGAUACUUUCAACUACCAGAUGGACGCUAUCUCGGCCAAUUGGCCGAUACAUGUCGGCGCGUACACGGGCUAUCUCGUCUACCAGCUGGAAUGGGUCACGGGUGUGAAUGGAUACGCACGCUGGAUGCUUCAGGGCAGUCCUCUAUUCGAAGUGACGGCUGACUCGUUCUCUAACGUGCCUCAGAACUCCAACAGCAGCAACCCCCAAAAGGUCAUGCUAGAGGAGCCAAUGUCGAUCAUCGUUAACGUUGCGCUAUCGAGUUCUUGGGGCACGAAGCCUCCGAACCCUGGUACUGCCUGCAGAGGAGACGGCUCGGACAAGACAGUCAACAAGAUCUGCGAUGAGUUCCCAAUGUUCAUGAAGGUCGACUACAUUCGACUGUACCAGGACAUGGGGGACGACUUGGAAGCUGACAACUACAUGCAAGUGAGCUGCGACCCAGCGAGUCAUCCGACUAAAGAGUGGAUCCAAGGCCACAUCGACGAGUACCAAGACGACGACAACUUGGCGACUGAAGUAAUCGGUAAAGCUUUCUGUACCUCCAAUAGCGACUGCACUGUCGGAGGGAAUUACGCUAGAACCGACUUAAUCACGGGAACGUGUGUCGACUCACGCUGUUCGUGCUCGUAUCCGAAGUCGUGGGGUGGUCCUCGUUGUACUGUGGCCCAAGCAGAGUCCACGUCGUCCAAGGCGUCGACGCGAUUGUACGGCCCGCCCAUCCCGUUAGCGUUGGCAGUAGCUGCCGUCGCUGUCUUCCUAACGUCCAUUUCAGUGUGGAGAGGCGUGUCGGCUGCAGCCAAGAGGAACGCAGCGGUCACCAAGGCGAAUAUGAUGGCGAAGGGCGAUCUAGAAACUCGAGUCGCCGGAAAUCGCAAUAGUAGCGACGUUUCUCACUUGUAG
Messenger RNA from Phytophthora infestans T30-4, 2232 nucleotides. Its product is annotated as beta-glucan synthesis-associated protein. Gene Ontology annotation, cellular component: endoplasmic reticulum membrane; plasma membrane. Gene Ontology annotation, biological process: (1->6)-beta-D-glucan biosynthetic process. NCBI's taxonomy places the organism in Eukaryota, Oomycota, Peronosporomycetes, Peronosporales, Peronosporaceae. The transcript has a single exon. The record is from RefSeq and is a predicted model, not a curated record. Gene Ontology annotation, molecular function: glucosidase activity. Bases 196 to 2232 code for a protein of 678 amino acids.